GUGUUAGGAGCCAAAAAAUUACAGACAGUGGGAGAAGUUGAUUACUUUGUUUUAAAAAUAGUCAUUUUCAUGGUGUACUUUUAUGAUUAAGUUAGUGAAUAUAGUUAAUUGUGAUAUAAUAUUUAGAUAUUCUCAGAAUUAAAGCCGAAAACUAGGUUUAACCGUUGAGUAACAUGCUGAAGUAGAAGACAUUGUAUAUUUCGAUACCGAUUUUGUGUAUACUGUUGUCGCGUUUCAAGUCAACCCGACGCUGGCAGAAAAAAAAAUUUUGUUUCUUUUCCGACUAUACCUGAUAUAGUUUGCUCAAGAAAUGCUUGAACUAUUGUAACAAAGACAGUACAAAUUGGUCAAAAGAACGCUAGAAUACAAUGAUGGAAGUUAACCAACCGCUGGGAACCGGUGUGCUGGAGUUACAAAAGAUGAGCUCGACAUCGGCGGUAGCCAGCAGUGCGGAAAGUUUGCAGGACAUAUCUCCGGAAGUUAAGCAAAAUGGAAUUAGUGUCGUUGAUAAAACACUGUCGGAAGUGACAAUGGAUAUUGACGAUACUAAAGCAGCGGAGGACGAAGAUUCUAUGGAACGAUUGACGUACGGCGACCUGGACGAUGUGGAGAAUGAAGAUCAAGCAACGGAUGCCAGCGCAAACCAAACCGAACUGGCACAGACAAUCUCAGAUACAUUAAUCGAGGACAUCAUUCUGCUGAACAAGAGUAAAAAGCACACCGAUGACAAAAAUAUGGAUGGGUUGGAAGAGGAACAAUGUUCCGAACAGGCACCACCUUCGGUUCAAUCGUCUACGGAACGGGAAGGCACAGCCAAUGGAGAAGAUGAAAACAUCAACGGCAUCGGUACCGUGGAAGAAGGCGAUACAUUAAUGGAGUUGGAUGAGCUGCCACCACCUUCGACGAACGGAGUUAGUGAGUUGGAUGAGGAGGAGAAUCUGUUACUACUGGAGGAAGACGACGUUGAAAUGGAUGUACCCCAUGAAGCAGAUGAAACUUUGCUAUUAGAAGAGGAGGACAUUGGAGUCGAAGCGGAAGAGGAAGACGGCACUUCCCCAGAGUCAGCUAUUCAAAUUGAGGAUAGCGUAGUAAUUGAGGAAAAUGCAGAUGCGACAGCAGUUACAGAUGGAAGUAUUAUGACGAUUGACGAAAGUGGACUGAGUAUUUUGAAUACUGCUGCGGUCGAUAUUGGCGAUGUAACUGCGGAUGUGUCUGUGAGAAUGGCGGAUGAGAAAGAAACGCUAGAAACGACGAUAUCGGCGGAAAUAAUUCCGGAAGAUUCUUCGGUAACAGAGGAUACCGAACAAUUGAACUUGUUAUCAACAGCAGAACAAAACGAAGAGCCACCAGUAUUUGCAUUGAUGGAAGAGAUGGUUACAUCUAUAGCUGAUAAUUUGAAACCGGGUGACAGUGAAGCUGAACCGACGGUUGAAUUGGAAGAAGAAGAAGAAGAGCGUUUUGCAACACCUCAGCUUUCACCGGAACUUAGUGAUUUGAUUAAAUUUCCUGAUGUAGAGAAAAUUGUGGCCGAGGUAGAACAAAAUGACGCACCAGACAGUGCAGUUGUUGGUACGGAAUGUUCUGAAAAUACGGAUUUGAUGGAAUCUCCAGGUGAUAACACAAUCGUAGAAGAUAAGCCAGCAUCGGAGGACGUUUUAUCUGCAGCAAAAACAAGCGAAGUGGAGGUAUCGGAUUUGAUCAAGUUUGAUAGUGCUAUUGUAGCUGAAGAAGAAUCCAAUCAGGAAGAAAUCGAGCCUGAAUUGUCGGAUCUAAUAAAAUUCAAAAACGAUUGCACCUCGAAGGAGGAACCGAUCAGCGAACAACCAGAAGACGUCGCUAUACCAGAAGCUCCGCGGGAAAAUUUGCCAGAAUCUGUUGAUGUCAAGACGGAGGAUGAUAAAACACCACCCAAUGAUACGGAGGAAGCUGUUCCGGCCGAAGAUGCAAAUAUAUUGGUUGACGAGGUAGAUCAGCAAUUACCGACCUGCCGGCAGGCAUUGCAAGCAGCUGACGAGGAAGAUUUGCUGGAAAUGAUGGAGGAGCCGGACCGGAUGGAGGCUGAUGAUGAAAACGGCGAAGAAGAUCCGGAUGAUCACAGCAGUGAAUCCGGUAGUGCGAAGCAAACGCAAGCCGAUGAUGAGGAUGAUUUUGAAGGUUCAGAUUGUACCGGUAUGGAGGAAGAUGAGGCCAGUAGGAAUACAGAGGAUCGCGAGGAGGUUGCUGAUGGAACCGAUGAUGUUCAUUCUGCGGAGGACGAGAUAACGCAGGGGGAGCCGCCCAGUAAACGGAAAUGUUCUGUCGACGUGAGGGAAGCUCAAGAAGAGAAAUGUGAUAAGGAUACUAAAGUAGGGGAAGAUAGUUUGGUAGUUCAGGAUAAAUCUUCUGAUCAAGUCGUUGAGGCGACAGCGGAACCGAAGAAACCUGAAACAGACGCAAAGGGCGAGUCAAAAGCUUCGGUGGUCAUGAGUGAAGAAAUGGAUGUUGCUGAUGAGGUUACGGAAAAACCGGAAGAAACUGUUGCUGUUAAGGAAUCGACUCCCGAAGAAGUACCUGGUAUAGAGCAAGCUGACGAACCGAGUCCGGCCAUUACGGAGUCUAAAAAAUCGAACGAAACUGUUGCACAAAACGAAACGGAGGUUAAACCUGAUGAAGUUAUCGAAGCUAAAGUCGAAGAAAAUAAACAAGAUACAGCGGACGAAGACAUUGCUCAAAAAGAUUUACAAGAAGCUAAGUCUGAAAAAGUCGAAGAGGUAGACCCUUCUGAUAAGACUGUCGUUGAGGAGAUGAAACUCUCCGAAGAACAGGAAUCAGAGACAAUUACAGUUAAGAAUGACUCCGUAAAAGGUGAACUUCCAAUGGACAUUGAACAAUCCGGUCAACUUUCCAAGAUGGACGUCGAAUCCAAGGAGGUUAAAACUUGCAAAGAGGAGGAAGCCAUGGUUGAAGAGAAAGAGUCUUCCGAGAAAAAGUCGCAGGAGACUGAGGUAAAAGAUAAGUCGGCUCAGGACGAGGUUUUGAUAAUAGAUGACGACGAGGAUGUUCCAGAAAAAAAGGAACCCGAGUUAAAAUCGGAGACAGAUUCCACGGGACCGGCAAAAGAUGAUUCAUCGGCUGUAAUCACAGGAAAACGUCCUUGUCCAGAGGAUCAGUCUGAAGAGAAAGACGGACAAGAGUCUGUCAAGAAAAUCCGAUUAACAGAAGAGAAAAUUGAUCCGGUCAAAGUUGAGGACAAUGAUAAGGAACCCAAGGAGGAGAUAAAGGAAGAGUCCGCAGUAGAGGAACGGAAGAAGCCGAAAGAAGAAAAGAAGUCAGCUUUGGAAACAAUUGAAGCGCUAAAACUAGUUUUGAACCCAGAACCCGUAGAACCUCCAAAGGAGAAGAAAACAAUUCGGUUAGAUUUCCUGGAUAAGUUCAAAAAACCCCUGGAGAAGAUGAACCGUUCCGAUUUGGAAGAAUUCGUCCUCCAGAAAAUUGUGGAAAGUGUUGCUUUCAAAUCAACCAUUGCCGAAAUGAGAACCCAGCUGGACGGGCAGGAUGUGCUUUUGCUAGGUUACCGCCAAAAGGUGCACGACUUAAACAAGCAGUUUAAAGACCUUGAAAUGGUUCACGAGCGGGUUGUGAAAGAUUUGGAAAAGAAAAAUCAACACUUCGUUACCCCAGUGAAGAUAACACGAGCAGUCGGUCUGCAGGUUUCCCAGCCACGCUUUGUCUCCGGAAACCGACAGUCGAUGGGUAAUGUUGUAUCCGGAACCAAUUCUCCCAAGGGAACCAUCAAUCGAUCUCCUGUUGGAACUCCCUCCGCUUCUCCUAACCGAAGCGCUCCUCAAGCUAUCGUUCAAAACCGGCGAACAAGCUUUGGACGAGCUCCUCCUGUUGUGAUAAAGGCAUGCCCACAGCCGAACUCUAUCAACCGCCCCACGCAACCUACAACAUUAAGCAAACCUUCGCCGGCCAGUUCAUCUGCUACCCCAACUACCAACAAAGGUGUAAGUGCAUUGCAAUCCCAGACGACAAACACCAGCUCCCCGCAACAACAUUCCGCAUUGCCUGCUGCAUCACCGACAACACCUAGUCCUGGUACGGUGCCACCACUCACCAGAAAAAAGCCCCUGCAAAAGUUCACUCCCAUGCGGCCACCAUUAUCCAUCACUCAGCAGGUUCAGCAGCAGCAACAAACGCGACAAAUGCAAGAACAGCUAAUGAGACAACAAAUUCAGGACGUUCACACUGGUGCUAACAACACAACCAACGGCACUGGAAGUCAGCCCCAAAGUCCUGUAACACAAUCACCCCAAGGAUCGCCAUUAACACGCACACCAGAACCCGCGGCAUCGCCAUUGGGAACAACACCCGCCCGCGUUCCUCCGAUUGUGAUGAAGAAAGUAACACCCCAAGCGAAGGGAACUCCCGCCACUAUGCAAAUCAUCAACCGUCAGACCCCUUCGAUGGUCACAGCCGUUUCGACGGCCAACGUGCGGACAGUUCAGGCGGUUGCCAGCGUUGCGACGCCGACGACACCCGUGAUGGAUAAUUCGUUAAUAGAUCUUACCGACGAAGAUGACACACCGAAGCCAGCAACAGCAGCAUCGCCAGCAACUGCCUCGACCGCUACCGCACCGCAAGCAGCAGUCGUACCCAAACCACCGAUCACCAUUCUCAACGGGCAGCAGCAGCACUACGUUCAACGACAGAAUGCCUCCAUGCCACCGCUCGUGGUUAUCAACCAGCAACAGCGAGUAGUUAAUCGAGCUGUGUUACAUCAACGCCCUAUGGCGGGAACACAGACGGGCGGCAUGGUUAAUGGUAUUGGAACCCCUACCCGUCCAAUGCUGGUACAACGACCGGGAAAUGCAUCCAAUGGGUUUCCUCGGGCGAUUGCUACACAGCAAGCUUACAAACCGCGCAUGGCGAACGGACAAAUGGAUAUGAAUCGUCGCAUAAUAGCUCGUUCAGUACGUCAGCCAACCCCGGCACCCACCCAUUUCACUCAUCCGGCACCGUUGCCCCAGCCAGGCAUCCAGGCUAACAAUCCCGCAUGGAAGCAAGCACCGCCCCGUCCAUCCAUUCGGAUUAACAACAUUGAAACAGGCAUCGUAAUAUCCUGGACCAUGGAUGAUCUAUCGGAGAUUCACGCAACGAUUGUGAGCUAUCAAAUUUAUGCGUACCAGGAAACGACCGCACCGCCCUCAAUGGACAUGUGGCGCCAUGUAGGCGAUGUUAAGGCGAUGCUCUUGCCGAUGGCCGUCACUUUGACACAGUUCCAGGAGGGUCAACGGUAUCAUUUUGCGGUGAGGGCUGUCGAUGAGCACCAGCGGGUUGGGCAGUUUAGUCCACCGCGGACGUGGAACGAAUCAACCCCUGGUAAGGUAGCUUAAGGCGUUUAGUGUGUAGUAGAAAUUUUCAAAUGUUUUAAUCCUUCAAAACCUAGCAAAGUAAGAGAAUAAGCACUAGCGAUAAGCUUUAUUUAAAGAAAAAACAACUCCUUUUGUUCGAAUAGAUUUUAUCUUGCAAAGCGAAAAUAACAGAAAUAAUUAAAAUGGAUAAAUUAAAUUAAUUAACUAAAAUUGAAGGCAUUUGCUAAGUGUUUCAGUGUGCCGACUACAUUAUAUCGAAUUAGUAAGCAAACGUAGAAAGAAAAGUAAAAAUCCAUGUUUCCUUCGUAUACUGUCAGCGAUAGUCGAGAUCACUUCUCAGCUCUUGUGUUUCUCCGGAAUUGAAUGCGUGACGACAGUUUUGCACAAAAAAAAAGUUGAUUGCGCUCUCUUCGCGGGGGAAAACUGAUACCAAUAAUACAAUAUGUGAAAUGUUCUGUACUCCAACUUGUCAGAGAACCAUUCAUGAUUGCAUACAUAUGAUACUGUCACUAUUGUCGAAGCUCUAGGCUACCUUAAAUAAAUAUUCGUAAGAUCAUGGAAGAUUAGAAGAUAGUUAGAAUGCUUUUAGAAAUAUGAGCAACAUUUAAUAUAAAAUUCAGCAUUAUUUCUGAAA
Topomyia yanbarensis is the source of this 5988-nucleotide messenger RNA. RefSeq names its product activating transcription factor 7-interacting protein 1 (gene wde). Gene Ontology annotation, biological process: regulation of DNA-templated transcription. The record is from RefSeq and is a predicted model, not a curated record. The transcript has 5 exons. NCBI's taxonomy places the organism in Eukaryota, Metazoa, Arthropoda, Insecta, Diptera, Culicidae. The coding region runs from base 369 to 5375 and encodes 1668 amino acids. Gene Ontology annotation, cellular component: transcription regulator complex; nucleus. Gene Ontology annotation, molecular function: protein binding; transcription coregulator activity.